Messenger RNA from Pseudoliparis swirei, 1404 nucleotides. It is a transcript of the gene anxa5b, whose product is annotated as annexin A5b. The coding region runs from base 157 to 1101 and encodes 314 amino acids. The record is from RefSeq and is a predicted model, not a curated record. Gene Ontology annotation, molecular function: calcium ion binding; calcium-dependent phospholipid binding. Gene Ontology annotation, cellular component: cytoplasm. The transcript is spliced from 13 exons. Gene Ontology annotation, biological process: negative regulation of coagulation. NCBI's taxonomy places the organism in Eukaryota, Metazoa, Chordata, Actinopteri, Perciformes, Liparidae.
AGAAGAGGUUAAAUCGGUGGGGAUUUGUCGUCAGCGCUUCUUCUAUUCCUCUCGUCUCUCUCGGCCGGCUGUAUCUCUCCGCUCUCCGAGCUCCGUCUGACAGCUGCUACUCGGCGAUCUUCUUCUUCCGCAGAAUAAAUAUCCAACACCGACAAAAUGGCCACCGUAAAAGCCAGUAGAAACUUCAAUGCCACUGAUGAUGCUGAGGUCCUGUACAAGGCCAUGAAAGGGCUGGGGACCGAUGAGGAAGCCAUCUUGCAGCUGUUGGUGGCUCGCAGCAACGUCCAGAGGCAGGACAUCAAGGUCGCCUUCAAAACUCUGUUUGGAAAGGACCUGGUAGAUCGGCUGAAGGGAGAGCUGGGGGGCACAUUUGAGGCCCUGGUCGUGGGACUGUUGACCCCGCCCCUCGCUUAUGACGUGUCGUUGCUCCGCAACGCCAUAAAGGGAGCAGGAACCGACGAGAAGGUCCUCGUGGAGAUCCUCGCCUCCAGAACACCUGAGCAGGUGAAGGAAAUGGUCGCUGCGUACAGGAAAGAGUAUGACGACGACCUGGAGGAAGAUAUAUCUGGGGACACUUCAGGUCACUUUCAGAGACUUCUGGUUAUUUUGCUGCAGGCGAACAGGCCGACGGGGAUCCAGCGGGAAACCAUCGAGGCCGACGCUGAGGUGCUCUUCAAGGCAGGGGAGGAGAAGUUCGGCACUGAUGAACAAACGUUUGUCACCAUCCUGGGAAACCGGAGUGCAGAACACCUGAGGAAAGUAUUUGAUGCCUACAUGAAGUUGACUGGAUACGAGAUGGAGGAGAGCAUCAAGAGGGAAACAUCUGGAGGCCUGGAAGAUCUGCUUCUGGCCGUCGUCAAGUGUGCCAGGAGCGUUCCGACCUAUUUUGCUGAGACUCUGUACUAUGCAUUGAAGGGUGCCGGAACUGACGAUAACACCCUGAUCAGAGUGAUGGUGACCCGCAGUGAGGUGGACUUGAUGAACAUCAGAACUGAGUUCAGGAAGUUGUCUGCCUGCUCUCUGUUUUCCAUGAUCAAGGGAGAUACCGGUGGCGACUACCGAAAGGCUCUACUAUUGCUCUGUGGUGGCGAUGAUGAGUAACCGGGGCAACAAGCAAGACAACAGGGACCACGCCUGAAGUGCCUCUUCUCUCAGAGUCCAAAGCGACGUCAUGUUCUUGUGCGUGAGAGACGGCCCAUCAGGUCUUUGUAAAAUAUUACUCCUAAUAAUGUCUUUCAAAUGUAGCUAACACAUUCUGUAACUUUUGGCCGACUAACAUCUUCAAUAUGACAAAUAUGAUAUCAAGCAGUUGUAAUACGAAAGCACUAGACUACAUUUGUUUUGUUUGCACUUCGUAAGGCAGGAACCAUAUCUGCACUAAUAAACAUUUCAAUUGAUAAUGUU